This is a messenger RNA of Loxodonta africana (African savanna elephant), 11580 nucleotides long. Its product is annotated as phospholipase A and acyltransferase 3. Gene Ontology annotation, molecular function: glycerophospholipid phospholipase A1 activity; A2-type glycerophospholipase activity. NCBI's taxonomy places the organism in Eukaryota, Metazoa, Chordata, Mammalia, Proboscidea, Elephantidae. The transcript is spliced from 5 exons. The coding region runs from base 180 to 668 and encodes 162 amino acids. The record is from RefSeq and is a predicted model, not a curated record. Gene Ontology annotation, cellular component: cytoplasm. Gene Ontology annotation, biological process: N-acylphosphatidylethanolamine metabolic process.
GUGACCUCACGCCAGCCAAGGCCGGGCCUGCGGCCAUUAAAGCCGUUUCCUUUGCUGUGGCGCCGCACAGGCUCCCAAGCCCGCAAGUGGGGCGAGCAGUUCACUCGGCAACUUUGGGAAGGCACUUACGCAGCUGAUCAAGAGAACCCAGCUCGAGAUCGAAAGUCCUCUCAGGAAAGAUGCGCUCGCUCAUUCCAGAGCCCCAGCCUGGAGACCUGAUUGAGAUUUUCCGCCCUCUCUACAGACACUGGGCCAUCUACGUUGGCGAUGGAUAUGUGGUCCACCUGGCUCCCCCAAGUGAAAUCGCUGGAGCUGGUGCGGCCAGUGUCAUGUCUGCCCUGACGGAUAAGGCCAUAGUGAAGAAGGAACUGCUAUAUGAUGUGGCCGGGCGGGACAAGUACCAGGUCAAUAACAAGCAUGAUAACAAGUACCCGCCCCUACCUCCCAGCAAAAUCAUCCAGCGGGCGGAGGAGCUGGUGGGACAGGAGGUACUUUACAAGCUGACCAGCGAGAACUGCGAGCACUUUGUGAACGAGCUGCGCUAUGGAGUCGCCCGCAGUGACCAGGUCAGAGAUGUUGUCAUGGCAGCAGGCAUUGCAGGAUUGGGCUUGGCAGCCAUGGCCCUCAUUGGAAUCAUGUUCUCAAGAAAUAAGCGGCAAAAGCAAUAACUUGAAGAGACUGUUCUAUCAGCAGUGACUUUCUAAAUUAAGGGGAUCUUGUUUUGCUAGAGGGUUUGGGGUUUGGUUUAUGGAUUUCAUUUUGUUUUAUAAUAAGGCUUAUUUUCACAGAAUAAAAUAAAGCCCAGUGAGGGAGGAUUUUAUUGAGGGAAAUGCAGCAAGAAUGACCUGGUGUGAGCUCUAUUCCUGGUGACACCAGGUUGUGCCCUGGCCUGGUUGUGGUUUUUUUUUCACUUUUUCUUUGAGGGCUGUUCUUUGGGCCCUUUUCAUUGCAGGAACCCUAAGUCCAAGUCCAGUUACUUCUACUACCUGGGUGUUCCUAGUUGUGGGAGAUACAGGUGGGGCAGGAUAAAUCUGAUUAAUGUACAAGAACAGGAACCAUCAGACAGCCAGGACCCUCGGUCUGGAACUAGAUCAAGAUGGCUCCUAACACCUCAGCAGCUGGAGUCUGUAGAUAUAUAUGUUCAGGGGAGUUGAUAAGAAAUCCUCCGCCCAGAAGGAAACUUGUAUAUGCUUUUGCCAGUCUUGCUAAAACCUCCCUUAUUUCCCUUUGCUUUCUACAUCUUUUCUCUGCUUUGUAGCUUCUGCUUCCUCUGCAUAUCUGCUUCCUCACCGCUUCAACUCUUCAUGACCCCUCAAGUCUUUCAUCUCAGAUCCCUCUCUUGGCUUUUUUUCUGGCAUCCGCUCAGCUCAGCUCAGCUCCCCCGCUGACUGUGGCUUCCUGUGCUCCCAUUUCAAGUUCCUGUGACAGACUCUGAUUGGCUCAGCUGACCACAUCCUGGCUGUGCCUACUGAUUGGCUGCUCUUGGGUCAGGUGACCUCCCUGGGCCGAUCAGCUCUGCCUGAUGGAUCUGGGGCCGCAUGGUACAAAUGUGGCUUCAGACCUUACUGGACUGGGGGUGUAGCUGGCUCCGUGAGAGCCCUCUUGGGGGUGCUGAGCUUGGCAUCCCCCCCAAGUCCCUCCUCAUCUGCUUGGACCCUGGACCAGGGGAGAUUUAUCAGAAGUCUCAAGCUCACAGUUUCCUCUAUGAAAUAUGGUACCCUAACCAUCCACUUAUUUUUAUAAAAGAAAGAAUUAGAAUCUAAGUACUCUUUUUCUCACCUCAAAAUGCCCAUUUCAUUAAAGAGAUAAGUUGAGGAGAAGCACGAGGGCUUCUGUCCCCUUCCCCUUCAGCCAUAGCUGCCCUUGGCCAGGGGCAGCUGCUCAACCCUCAUCUAUGUGAGAUGGAAACCAGGACCUGUGAGGUAUGGACUGGGCUGGCACUUGGCCAGCCACCUUCACAAACUGCUUGACCUUCACCAUGAGGGUGUGGGAGUUAUAACCGACAUUCACAGAUGGGGCAACUGGGGAUGGGAGAGGUCAAGUUACUGGCUAAGUUCAUAUAGCUAGUAGACGGUAGAGGUGGGAUGCUCACAACAUUAGUUUCCUACUGCUGGUAUGACAAAUUACCUCAAACUUAGUGCCUGAAAACAACAGAAGUGUUCUGGAGUCCAAACGUCUGAAAUCAGCUUCACUGGGCUGGAGUCAGAGUGCUGACAGGGCUGCACUCCCUCUGGAGGCUCUAGGGGAGAGCCCCUUCCUUGUCUCUUCAUUUCUGGUGGCUGCCGCCUUUCCUUGGCUUGUGGCUGCACCACUCCAGUGGUCACACUGCCUACUCAUUUUCUGUGUGUGUGAAGUCUCCCUCUGCCUUUCUGUCAUAGGACACCUGUGCUUGCAUUUAGAGCCCACUCGGAUAAUCUCAUCUCAGAAAAAUUCACAUUUAUAGGAUUUUGGGGAUUAGGAUGUGGAUAUAUCUCUGGGGGACCAGUUUUCAACCUACCAUACCCACCAAAGGUUGUCCAACCAAGAAGCUCAGGUGUCUGAAUUGGAAGACUCUAGCAUGCUUUUUCAAGAGAGCCAUGUGGGUACCAGCGUGACAGCUGACGGCAAGAGAACCACACUCUGGGAGGGUGAAAGAGGCCUCUCCACUCAAGAGUUUGAGAAUUGGGGCCCCCACUCCAUUCCUUCCAUUUGCCUGUCCUAGACAUGACCUUUACCACAUUAAGUUCAUUCCUUUGCAAUCAUGGCAGAUUGUUUUCUUGGAACCCCAUUAAGGUGUCUCUCAAAUAUCAUUUACAUUUAGGCUCUUACUGCCCACUAGUCAAAAUUGUCAGAUUAUGUCUAGUCAAAUAUUGUAAGAAAUGGGACUCAAGACAGGCAAGUAUAUGAGUUUGCAUAUAUAUAUAUUUUUUGUUGGCAGUGGAUUUAUUUAGGCCAUAACAGAUGCGUAUCUUAGUAGUACUCUCGAAGCCCCAGGCUUAAGUUCCAGGCCCCACAGCCACCAAGUGUGGCUUCUCCAGCAGUGGACUUGCAGCCUCGGUCCCACCGGCUGCCCAGCCGCACUGUGAAGGAAACGGAAGAUGGACUACCUUCAGCCUCACGUUUUGUUUUGAAGGUGAAACCAGGACUAGCUGACCCUGGAGGCUAUGUUACGGAAAUGUCUUCACGUGCCCCUUUUAUCUGGGUGUUUGUCACUAAAGUGCUGUGAAAAUCUUGUUCCUAUCCAUCAUUCCUGUAUGAGUUUGUAUAUUGAUGGUGUGUGCAGGCCUGGAACCUAAGUUCAGGCUGGCGGGGCCUGUUUGGAGGGGGUGGAGGAGACAACUGUUUCUGAGGGACGAGGAUGCUGAGAGGGCAAAGAGGGGGUGAAAUCCUGUUGUCUGCCCCCCAAGUCAAGUGCUCUGGAAUAGGGCUGUGAUGGUUACAGGAAGAGGCCCAUUAAAAUUUUUUUAAAAUAAUUUUUUAAUUGUGUUUUAGGUGAAAGUGUGCAGCGUAAAUUAGUUUUUCAUUCAAAAAUUCAUAUGCAAAUCGUUUUGUGGUAUUGGUUGCAAACCCCAAACUGUGUCAGCACUCUACCCCUUUCCCUUUCCAUCCUGGGUUCUCUGUGUCCAUUCCUUCAGGUUUCUUUUCUCUUCCUGCCUUCUCAGCUUUGCUUUUGGGCAGGUGUUGCCCAUUUGGUCUCGUGUACUUGAUUGAACUAAGAAGCAAGCUUCUCGUGUGUGUUAUUGUUUGUUUUAAAGGCCUGUCUAAUCUUUGGCUGAAAGGUGGAUAUCAGUAGUGGCUUCAGUUCUGAAUUAGCAGGGUGUGCUGGGUCUAUAGUCUUGGGGGUUCUUCCAGUCUCUGUCAGACCACUAAGUUUGGUCUUUUUUUGGUGAAUUUGUAUUUUGUUUUACAUUUUUCUCCUGCUCUGCCCAGGACCCUUAUUGUGAUCCCUGUCAGAGUUGUCAGUGGUGGUAGCUGGGCACCAUCUAGUUCUUCUGGGCUCAGGCUGGUAGAGGCGGUGGUUCAUGUGACCCAUUAGUCUUUUGGACUAUUUUUCUUGUGUCUUUGGUUUUCUUUAUUCUCCUUUGCUCUGAACGUGAUGGGACCAAUAGAUGUAUCUUCAGUGGCUGCUUGAAAGCUUAUAAGAGCCCAGACACUCCUCACCAAAUUAGGAUUAGAACAUUUUCUUUAUGAACUGUUAUGCCAAUUGACCUUGAUGUCCUUGAAACUAUGGUCCCCAGCCCUCAGUCCCAAUAACUCAGUCCCUCAGGUGUUUGGAUGUGUCUAGGAAGUUUCUAUGACUUUGCCUUGGACAAGUUGUGCUACCUUCCCCUAUAUUGUUGUUUUUCCCUUCACCAAAGUUAACUUGUCUACUAUUUAGUUAGUGAUUCCCUCUUCUCUCCUCCCCACUCCCGUCCCUCAUAAUCAUCAAAGAUUGUUUUUUUCUGUGUGUGAACCUUUUCUUGGGUUUUUAUAAUAGUGGUCUCAUAUAAUAUUUGUCCUUUUGUGAUUGACUUAUUUCAGUCAGCAUAAUACCCUCCAGAUUCAUCCGUGUUGUGAGAUGUUUAGAGGAUUCAUCACUGUUCUUUACUGUUGCAUAGUAUUCCAUUGUGUGUAUAUACCAUAAUUUGUUUAUCCAUUCACCUGUGGGUGGGCACUUUGCUGUUGUGAACAAUGCUGCAAUGAAUAUGGGUGCGCACGUGUCUAUUUGUGUGGUGGCUCUUAUUUCUCUAGGAUAUAUUCCUAGGAGUGGGAUUGCUGGAUUGUAUGGUAUUUCUAUUUCUAGCUUUUUAAGGAGGUGCCAUAUCGUUUUCCACAGUGGCUGUGCCAUUUAACAUUCCCGCUAGCAGUGCGUAAGAGUUCUGAUCUCUUCUUGACCUCUCCAACCUUUGUAUUUUCUGUUUUUUUUGAUUAGUGCCAGUAACAUUGGGGCGAGAUAGUAUCUCAUUAUGGUUUUGAUUUGCAUUUCUCUAAUGGCUAAUGACCACAAGCAUUUCCUCAUGUGUCUGUUAGCCACCUGAAUGUCUUUUUUUUGUGAAGUGUCUGUUCAUAUUCUUUGCCCAUUUAACUGGGUUAUUUGUUUUUUUGUUGUUGAGGUGUUGAAGUAUGUUACAGAUUUUAGAGAUUAGGCUCUUGUCAGAUAUAUCAUAGCCAAAAGUUUUUUUCCCAGUCUGUAGGUUCUCUUUUUACUCUUUUGGUGAAGUCUUUUGAUGAGCUAUCUACCUUAUCUUAUCCAGUUAUCUAGCUUAUUUUCUUGUGUUUGUGCAUGUUAGUUAUGGUUUGUAUUGUAUUUAUGCAAUGUGUUAGGGCCCCUAGCAUUGUCCGUAUUUUUUCUUCCCUGAUCUUUAUCGUUUUAGAUGUCAUAUUUAGGUCUUUGAUCCAUUUUGAUUUCGUUUUUUGUGUGUUGUGUGAAGUAUGGAUCCUGUUCCAUGUUAUAAUUGUACACGAAGGCUCUAGAUCCAUUGGCCAAACUUUCUGCCUGGAAGGGAAGCCAUUUUCUAAUUUACACAAAGACAUUUCAUGCGCUAGCAGGGCACUAGAUGCUGAUGUGCGAGGCGGGGGGAGGAGGAUUUGAAGAUGAAGCCCACCCAUUUCCUGGGGACCCCUGGAAUCUACACAGCAGGAGGGGUCCAACCUGUUCCUGUGAGUUCUGAAGUGAAGAAGGGAGGUAGAAGGAAGAUAGCUCUGUGCUGCCCUCACAGUGGGGCUGUUGGGAGUAGGGGUGACCAGGAGAGAGAAGGUCAGGGUUUCAGGAACCUCCUAGGGUCCUCAACCUUUCCUUUAGUCCACCUAUCCUGUGAGCCCCAGUGGGGUCUGGCUUCUACCCCCCUUUCCCAGCCAACCAGAUCCCUUUCCUGGAACAUUUGAGGAGACACCAACCUAGUCAGCAAAGCCACCUCCUGAGGUGGUUUUGGUCCCCUCCUAUCCCUGUGCUUCUCCCCCUGCUCUGGUCUUUCUCCCUGGUGGGGCCCAGGAGUAAGGCUCUUUCAGCCUGGAGAGCCCUGGAUAGGAGCUGGACUUGGUGUGGGAGGGAGGUCCUGGAAGGCUCCAGGUUGAUCCCAGCAGAGGGCUGCCAUGUAGGCACCACUGAGGUAGUGAAAAUGCAUUUUCUUGAGUGCUUUAAUAUUGGACUGCCAGACCUCUGCCUGGCCAGUCUUACUCCAAGACUUUCUGGUUUUCCAUUAAUGUCCACCUGGUCCCUGGCCAGCCUUCUCCUCCUUACCACGGGAGGAGAGUGUCCCUGCCCUCUAGACUAUCCCUCCUUCCCUGUCUCAGCACAUUAACAAGGAAACUGCUUCCUUAGUUUACCCUUUUAUUCCUAUUCCUGAUUCAGGCUGAGCUGAAACCUUGGAGCUGCAGGUUUAUCCUAGAAUCUUCCUCUCUCUCCUUCCCUAGGUGUCCUCUGCCUGUAGAGUCUCCAUCCAUCUAAUUACCCUUGACCUGUGUUCAAGCCAAGCAGCCUAAUCACUCUGCUCUUACUUAGUGAGCUUACUAGGAGUCAGAAUCGAUUAGACGGCAAUGGGUUUUUGCCUAGUGGUAAGUGUGGCAUCUACGCAGUCACUUUUGUUCAGUCUAACUCAGCAACUUUUAUUUGCAGCCCUCUGCUGCCUGGCCCUGGCUCUGACCCAGAUGCCUUUCUGGGCUUCAGUGACCUCAUUGCCUGGUUGGGAGUGGGGGUUGACACAGUAACAAGUAAAAACAGAAUAGCAUGGGGGAUUUGGAAGAGUCCAAAGGUCUUUCAGCCUGGAGAGCCCUGGAUAGGAGCUGGACUUGGUGUGGGAGGGAGGUCCUGGAAGGCUCCAGGUUGAUCCCAGCAGAGGGCUGCCAUGUAGGCACCACUGAGGUAGUGAAAAUGCAUUUUCUUGAGUGCUUUAAUAUUAGAGAGAGAAUAUAUUUUCUCCUUUGUUUUAGUGUAGCUGUAUAAGCUGUGAUUAAUCUCUAGUCCUUGGAAAAUGGUGCAGGCUCUGUUCAAAAUAUAGCUGAGCAACCUGUUCCACUCUUACACAUAACAAACACCCUAAUACCUUACAACAUGUUUUCCCCUAUUCAAAAUAGGUGAUUGAGAGCUUGACAUGACUAACGCCAUAGCGAUGCUCUAAGUAAUCUCUAAACAUUUUUUAAUUGCACCACCUGCACCGGUCUCUUCCAAAGGGGUGCGAAGCUACCUCAGCUCCUGUGGCCUUGGUCUCGUUUGUUCUUUCUUUGUUCUCUUCAGAAAUGGCCUCAGCCUGCAAACCGACAGGAAGGCUUUCUUUCUUGCUCCCUAUCUCAGCCACAGUGGACUUGGCAAAACAGCUCCACUAGCUGAGAGAUCCUUAUGAGAGUUUUUCAGCCUGUUACAAAUAUACUGAUUAGAGUCCAGAUGCCUGACAUGUUUAUCUUUACUUUAAUGAAGAGUUUUUGUAGUUGUUUUAAGAUGUAUAAGACCAUCUGUGGACUACGUGCUCAAAACAUUAAAAUUAGGUAACUGUAUAAAACCCUCCCACCAACCCUUUAGGGCAGACAGAAUUUGGGAGAAAUUUAACCCCCUCUCUCUCUUGAACUUUUUUUUUUUUUUUCUCUCUUGAAUACCAGUAUUCAAUAAAGCCUUCUACCUCCUCCUGUCUCAGUAUUGGCUUUGUGGCAGGCGGCUCGAACCCACAAUUUGCGGUAACACCACCUCAGGCUGGUCCUUGAAGGUCAGAUGUUCCAUUGUUUCAUUUCAGUCUGGGGUGUGCAGAGGCUGUUUGGGGCUCCCUGGGAAGCACAUCCUUUGCACUGGAAACACAGCCUGGGUCGUAGCAACAGGAGGCCUCUCUAUUGGCAGUGACAGGAGGUCUGCGGCACUGGUCAGACAACAGGAGGCCCCUGGGGGCCCCAACUCCUGUGGGAAAAUAGGUAAAGGCCCCUGGGUCUGGCCCAUGAGGCCCUCUGCAGUCUGGCCCACUUUAUCUUCCAAUAGCUCUCUCUCUGCCCCGAGUGGCCUGGUCCUCGGUUUUAGCCAGUGUAUCUCUCAGGGUCCACCAGAGAAAUAGAACAAAUAGAAUAUAUAUGCAUAUGGAUUUAUUGCAAGGAAUUGGCUUAUUGAUUGGCUAGGCAAGUUUGAAUUUCACAGGGCAGGCCAUCAGGAAGGGCAGGCUGGAACUCUUGGUCACAGGCUGAAAGCACUGUCCAUAGGCAGGAUUUCUUCUUUGGAGAAGCCUCAGAUCUGCUCUUAAGGCCUUUCAGCUGAUUGAAUCAGGCCAUCCGGAUUAUCUAAGAUAAUGCUCUUAAAGUCAACUGAUUGGAAUGUUAAUCAUACCUACGGAACACCUUCACAGCAAUACCUAGAUUAGUGUUUGAACGAACAAUUUGGGUCUAUGGCCUAGCCAAAUUGAUACAUAAAGCUGACCAUCACAGUUAGCUUCUGUUCUCAUUGCAACCCACUGCCCACAGCCAGACACUGGCCAGCUCUCUUAGGGGGUGGGGCAGACAUCCAGCUUGUCUUUGCUUCUCACCAGGUCUGUUUAUGGGUUCCCAUCUGUCUUAGUUACUUUGUGCUGCUAUAACAGAAAUACCACAAAUGGGUGGCUUUAAAGAACAGAGAUUUAUUUUCUCACAGUUCUGAAGGCUAAAGGUUCAAAUCAGGGUCAAUGUCAAUUUCUUGUCAGUAACCUCGGGUAUUCUUUGGUUCCUUGGCUUGUAGAUGAUCACCAUAUAGCACCUGUCUUCCCGUGUGUGUGUCUGUGCCUGAUCUGCUCUUUUUAUAAUUCAGAAGUGAUUAGAUUUAGAACCCACCUGUAAAAUGAUGGUAAUAGUAGUGUCAGAACCUGUCUAACUUCAGGGGGGAUAAUGACCAGGACCAGCCCAAAGCUGAUUCCCAUGAGGUGGAGGUUAGACAUACCUCCACUCUCAAACAUUUUUACCAAUUCUGACCCCAGCCAUCUGUCCCACGGUACUAUCCUCUUCUGGGUUUGAUAAUAAGUUGCAGUGGCCACACAGAACUCACAGAUCAUACUUACAGUUGUGUUUAUUAAGGAAGUAACAGGGUAUAACUCAGAGUCAGGAUGAACAGGCUACAACUCAGGAUCAGGACCAGGAAGCACGCAGGCAAAGUCUCUCUUCUUCAGGGCUGGGCAGCUCUCUCAGCUCCUCUCGGCCACUCAGGCCUCCGCUCAGCUCCCUCAGCCCCUUAAGAACAGACUCCUCUCGGCCCUGUCAGGACAGGCUCCUCUUGGCUCUGUUGUCUGUCACCACUAACUCUGCUACAGGGCCUCUUCUGGGGCUCGCUCUGUCUUCAGUGUUUACAGUCCUUGACCUGUGUUACAAGCUCUUUUAGAAGGUUCUUUGCCUCCUCUAUCUCUGCUUCUUUUCUCUUCUUCCUUUCUUCUGCUUCUUCCUGCUGUUUCUCUUCCUGCUUUUUUCUGUCUGGAAAACUCUGUGGGGCUGGCUGCUUGUAUAUACACAACUGCUCAUCAAUUUCAAGGCAUGGCCCCUCCCAGUGGGGGGGGGCCACAAACUGACCAAUCUGCUCUUGGUAGGCCUCAGAUGAUUCAUUUGCAUAGUAGGCCAUAGUCACCUCAUUUGCAUACUCCAUACUCAUUUCAUUGGCAUGGGUGUAUUGACCAAUCCCUGAAAGGCGCAUACCAAUCAGGACUGGCUGCAGCCCAGGACCAGACAAAAAGUCAGAUUGUUUACAGCUUGCCCAGAAAAUGUCAAUCAACCUGGACAAAAGUAACAAACUUUUGGGGUAGAAAAUUAGGGCAAAGGUAACUCCUCAGGGUUUAGGGAAAAAAUCUCUCAAGCCGUUUUUCCAAAGAACCAAGGCAAAAGAUCACAUAAAGGAGCUCAUUUCACCACACCACCCUAUUUGGGUAUGAUGUAAUUAACAUAACAAAGAAAACCCUGUUUCCAAAGGAUUACAUCCACUGGUUAGGAUUCCAACACAGAUUUUUUGGGGGACACAAUUCAAUCCAUGACACCAUCAUUUUGCAGUCAAUCUGUUGGUUCAAAGCCCUGCGACUUAUGUACAGCCCAUAGUUAUUGAACCAACCACCAUAAAGCCUAUUAUAUUAAAAAUUCGAAGCACAUACAAUGGUUUCUAGUAACAAAUAAGCACUACUUUCUGACACACAUCAAAACAUUAUUAUUAUUACUAUUAUCAUGUUAAAGAUGUUUUACUGUAUUUGGAAGUGUUUCUUUAAUGGUUUUUUAUGUAUACAAAGGCACACUAUGUACUAUAUACUAAGACAAACAUUUAACUAACUAAUGGAGCCCUGGUGAUGCAGUGGUUAAGAGCUCAGCUGUUAACCAAAAAGUUGGCAGUUCGAAUCCACCAGCUGCUCCUUGGAAACUCUAUAGUAGGGUCGCUAUGAGUUGGAACGUUAGAUACAAACUACCUAACUGUUCGGACUUACAUACAAAUUCCACUUAAAGACAGACUUAGGAAUGGAACUUGUUUAUAAUCUGGGGACUACCCGUACUGAGCUGUAUAAAAACAGGUGGAAGGCUGCAUUUGGCCUGUGGGCCACAAUUUCUUGAUCUCUGGCCGAUUUAGUAAAUAGCAUUCUAGCAACUGGAUAACGAUAUGGACUUUACACUGUAUAGAAAAUUCAGUUUGGGGAGGGUUUCAGGCUUAAAUCAUACAAUUCAUCCAUUUAAAGUGUACAGUUCAAUGGUUUUUAGUAUAUUCACAGACUUGUGCAACCCUCACCACCAUCAAUUUUAGAACAUUUUCAUCAAAAAGAAACUCCCCACCUCUUAGCUAUCACACUCAGUAGCCCCAAAUUCACCUCAGCCUUAAGCGAUCACAGAUCUAUUUUCUGUGUGUAUGUAUUUGCCCAUUCUGGACAUUUCAUAUAAAUGGGAUCAUAUGUAUAUAGAGAUAGAUAGAUACAGAUUUUUUUGUGUGUGUGUGAGUGACUUCUUUCACUUAGCAUAAUGUUUUCAAGUUUCCUCCAUGUUGUAGCAUGUACUUCAUUCCUUUUUAUGGCCAAAUAAUGUUUCAUUGUAUGAAUAUACCAUAUUCGGUUUAUAGAUUCAUCAGGUGAUGGACAUUUAGGUUGUUUCUACCUUUCAGCUGUUGUAAAUAAUGCUGCUAUGAACAUUCAGAUACAAGCUUUCGUGUGACAUGGAUAUUGAUUAUUUAUUGGUUAUUUUCUAUUUCUUCAACUGAGCUGUUGGUCCACGGCUAUCUUAUUGUUAUUUGUUAUAUCUUAGAGUUAUAUUUUGAAUAUUCUUUUAUACAGUAUAAGAUAUAAUGAAACCCAUUAAGAAGUACAGCCAGAAUGCUCCUUAGAAGCAAGCAUGGCGAGACUACGUCUCACAUAAUUUUGACAUGUUGUCAGGAUGGAUCAGUCCUUGGAGAAGGACAUCAUGUGUGGUAAAGCAGAGGGUCACCGAAAAAAAGGAAGACCUUCAAUGAGAUGGAUUGACACAAUGGUUGCAACAAUGGGCUUAAGCAUAACUAUGAUUGUGAGGAUGGUGCAGGACCAGGCAGUGUUUCUUUCUGUAGUACAUAGGGUUGCUAUGAGCGGGAACCAACUCGAUGACACCUAACAACAACAAAAUUAAGAAAUAUGUGUAGAAUUGACUAAGGCAAAGGAAGACAUUAGAGGAACACCAGGAAAAAAAAAAAAAAAAAGA